AUGAGUGGUAAAAAAAAAUCCCACAUAAACUUCAAAAAUACCGGCGACGGCCGGGAGCCAAGGACUCGAAGUGAGAAAUCUACGAUUGAAUAUCAUGACGAGAAGGUCAAAAAGCUCGAAGCAGAUCUUACAAAAUUACAACACGCGAAAGAUCAGGGCAUGUUCGCUGAAGACGACGAAAAGCAAAUGUCAUCCAUACGUGCAGAACUAGAGAAGUACAAUAGCGCUAUGACCCAAGUGAAUAUAAAUACCGCCACACGACCCGAGUCUAGCGCGGCAGCGGGACAGCAAGCGGCACAACAGAAUGCGACCGAACAAAAUGCGGCCGAACAAAAUGCGACCAUGCAAGAUGCAACAGAACAGAAUGCAACCAUGCAAAAUGCGAGCGGACAAGAUGCGACCAUGCAAAAUGCGACAGCCAACGCGCCAAACCCUGGAACGACACAUGCAAACGCUCAAAAAAGUCCUUCACAAAAAGGAGAGAUUAAAAGAGAGCAUGCUGAAGAGUCAAAAAUGCCUACUCAAAGGCUUGUGGAUGAUCUCGGUAUGGCAUGGGAUGUGGACGUCAAUAAUACUUGUGUCGAUCCCUCGCUGCAGGGUCAGGAAAAGUCAGCCAUUGGUCACAUUAUGAGGACCUCUCAAGCUCGCUUCUGCGUUACAUAUGGGUCUAAGGCUCGUAGCGCUCGUUUCGAAUCGAGCCUCCCACAUGGGUCCCAAUACCAGGGAAGCAGAGAUGUUACCAAAGGCAGCAACCGAAUCGUCGAGAAAAUUGUGAACUUUCAUAAAGGAAACAAAGAGCCAUUGCCGAUGGAUAUACUGAGCAAAGUGCAUAUUCUAUUAGUUUACUGGGACUCUAAGAUGGGAGUCGGACACGCCGCCGAGGUUGACGUACUAGCUCCCAAUUAUGGCAAAAAACGGCCUCACACCCGCUGCUUCAUCUAUCUGGAUCCCGAGCUCUAUAAAACAUACGACCUUGAAAAUAAGACCGGCUACAGCCAUGAAACUAGGUCAAUAAUGAAACCUCUUCAGGAAGGGAAUGACGACUGGCAAAAGUCCAUUGCUUUUCAUAAUAUUGCGGUUAGGCUUGAGAAUAAAUUUGAGAAAGAGUGCAUGGUCGGGGUGCCAGGCAGGCCUGGGCCACUCCGUGAGUUGGUUCAGGAGAGAAAAGUGGUGUCCAGCAGGAGCAGAUCGCGGUAUGCCACUGCUGAGCCGUCAGAAAGCAUGUCGCGGUAUGCUACUGCUGAGCCAUCAGAAGGCUGGUCGCGGCAGGCCACUGUUGCACCGUCAGAAGGCUGGUCGCGGCAGGCCACUGUUGCACCGUCAGAAGGCUGGUCACGGCAGGCCACUGUUGCACCGUCAACAACCGGUUCGCAUUUUGACAUCCCUCCAACCUCACCACGCCAGCCUACAGAUCUACCAAGAACGCGACACAAACAGACUCCUACUACAGUAAAAACUGGGACCUCUUUGAAGCAACGGUUCCAUAUGGAAUUUCUGGAACUUUUUGAUCUAGCGGACAAUGUUACUUACUAUUUUCUCUUUGGGGACAGAAUUAUGGCUUUUCCACCAGGGUUUAAAAUGAUUGCAGGAGAUGCGAGCAAGCUAAAUAUCUCUGUCCCACCUCCUGACACGCCGCAAUCCUUGUGGGGUCCGGAUGAAAAAAAACCAGAAGCGCUCGCUGAAAAAGCUAUUGGGUUCAAUUGUCUAAACUAUGGUGGCUCUGCUGAAGGGGCUUUGACCCGUCAUCUGCUUCCGAAUAAGUCCUUCAUUGAUUCAAACUGCGAGGAUGGCCUUCGCCUUGAGCUGAUGUUUCCUUCAUGCUGGAAUGGCAUUUCUCUUGACGCCGACGACCACAAGUCCCACGUAGCCUAUCCAGAUCUUGUUAUGGAGGGUGUAUGUCCUGCAGAGUACGAGACACGCAUUCCGGCUCUGUUCUUUGAAACGAUCUGGAAUACUUCAGUCUUUCGUAACAUCUCCGGGCAUUUCCUACUCAGUAACGGCGACCAAACAGGCGAUUGGCAGCUGCACAAAUCUAUCGGGCUUGAUUGA
This is a messenger RNA of Pyrenophora tritici-repentis Pt-1C-BFP, 2049 nucleotides long. NCBI's taxonomy places the organism in Eukaryota, Fungi, Ascomycota, Dothideomycetes, Pleosporales, Pleosporaceae. The record is from RefSeq and is a predicted model, not a curated record.